Molecule: messenger RNA, 1887 nt
Organism: Fusarium fujikuroi IMI 58289
Lineage: Eukaryota; Fungi; Ascomycota; Sordariomycetes; Hypocreales; Nectriaceae
Exons: 3
Coding region: 1-1887 (628 amino acids)
Source: RefSeq, a predicted model, not a curated record
AUGGCUGAGAAUACAACAAGUACUGCUUCUCACCCUACAGACGUCAACAAGAUACAGUCACUUCUCAAGGCCAAAGAUGAUACCCAAAGAUUUGUUGGACUGGCCCUUCUGAAAUCUCUUCUCGACAGCUCAGAGCAACUCCGCCAGGAUGAGAAAACGGUUCAAGGUCUAUGGUCCAGCCUCUCACCCAAGUUCCUCGACCGACUACUACGCACAGGCUCAAAGCCUUCAACCCAGAAUUCAAAAGAGAUGUUGGAUCUGGCUGUAUCUAUCUUGUACAUCUUCUCCAUUCUUCUUCCCGACCUGGCCAAGAGUGACGCCAAGUUCAUCGACAGAAUCCCCCUGCUUGUCAAUGCAGUUCUCUACAGCUCUGAAGAUACCACAAAGCUAAUACUUCAGCUGCUGCAUAUGCUAGCAAGCUCACAGCAAGGAGCACAAGAGUUUAUCAAGGUGAAAGACUUCAGCUCCCUUACAGAGAUCGCUCCUAGCCAUGCACAGGUUCUGGAUAUCUUUUGCUUUGCAUGGCUCAAUUCUAUGACAACCAUUGAACAUCCCUCUACGCUAGUGAGGCAGAUUGACGACACGAUUCAGAGUCUGGUCUCAUCAUUCACUGGAACUGAUGCUGUCACUCUUCUCGAGUUCCUUGGUUACGUUCUUCGGCAUGCCAACUCUUCAAUCCUUCCUCAGCAUCCCAGGUGGCUCAAGGUGGUCGUCAACUACAUUCGAAACCUCGUCACAAGUAGGCCAACACCUGAAGCCCGAGCGGCAUAUACAAACGCCACAGCCUCCAUACUCCAAGCUUUCCCGUCCGAGGCACCGAAGUUGGUGUUUAUCGACGACAAAAAGGAUGACAAGGCCUUCUCAUACCUACUCAUCAACCUUCUCCUCAUUGAUAUUCGCUCUUCGGCUCCCACUCUUCUAGAACAGUUAAAUAAGCCCGAAUACCCCAAAGUCUCAACACGCCUCACGUCUGCAUUCGACGUCAUCUCAAUCUUCAUUGGAUACCUCGUGCAGUGUUUGGAAGACGAGUCCAUGGAAACCUUCUUCAUGACCCCCGAGAACCUCCUUAAGCUCCGUAAGGGCAUUUCCGAGACAAUGUCUCUCACAGCCGAAUAUCUUCGCGAUCGAUGGGAUGCUUCUGUUGCUGGAGCCAUGGGACUACAUCCAGACGCUCGAACUGGCACGACAGACACAUCAACUGGUGUUCAUCACACACUCGCUUGGGACUCAAUGAGAGAUAAUGCUGACGAUGAUAUGUUCAUACUUUCAGCUGUGCGAGCGUUGGCGCUCUGGCUUCGAGAAGAGGAGAAUGAUAUCCUGCGAAAAGAGGCUACUGGUUUGAUGGAUAUGUUUAUGGAUCUUUACAAAUCCAGCUCUCAACAUAAACUGGACUUCCGAUCUCCUGUCCUCGUGGCCCUCGAGGGUGUGACUACGCUACCCCAAGGUCGCGAGCUGUUGCUCGCCAAUGAAGGGUGGACAAUUCUCGCUCACGAUCUGAAUACUACUCUGCAGCAUGCCUCACGGAUUUGCGGAGAGCAAGAGGCUGUUCGGGCUACAGAAAUUGUUCGCAUUCUACUUCCCAUAGUUGAACAAGAACCCAACGGUGUUCCUGAAGCUUGGAUGGAUCUCAUCACUUCAGUAGCAGCAUGGGAUAUCCCUGACUCAGAGUUAUCACCUCAGGUACAGGAGGCAGUAAUAUCCUCUUUGCAACUUUGCAGCUCGGUGCUUGGAGCGGCGAACCGGGGCAUGCGACAGAGAUACAAGCACUCUAUUGCUGCUAUCUUUGGUAUUGCGUCUCAACUUGCUAAGCAAGUCAAUCAUGAUAACCCUGAGAGGGAAACGUUAGAAGAUGUUCUCGCUACAUUGGGUUCGUUAACGCAGGAGUGA